Molecule: messenger RNA, 7861 nt
Organism: Pocillopora meandrina
Lineage: Eukaryota; Metazoa; Cnidaria; Anthozoa; Scleractinia; Pocilloporidae
Source: the annotation of a GenBank genome assembly
AUGGAUUUCUCCGCAGAACAAACACAUACUGCGAGGGAUAAGAUACAAUUAAGGAACAUCAACAUCAUUACGGACAUGGAGAGUCAUCGGCGAGUGAACUGUGUCAAUGUAGAGCCGGACAAUUCUUCUAUAAAACCUACGGAAAAGUGUAGGACUCGGAAGAAGGUGAUUACCCGCAAAAUAUCUGCAAGGCUCGAGGCUCCUGAUCAGGCAUUGCUAUCUUUUAGAGAUUUUGACGCAGCUAAGAAAUUUUACAAGCGGAGGAUUAAGAUGUUGUCAAGUGUUGCGUGUGUCAUGGGACUUACAUCGGCUGUCUUAGCACUGGUGGAUAUUGAACUCACCACGCGAGGUAGAGUCUCCGAUGAAGAGCUAUCACCAGGAGAUUUGCGUACUGCUCUUGAUAAUCCGUACAGACUUGCAGCUUUAGUAGUGAAGUCCGUUCUCUCUGCUUUAUCGCUGCUGACCUCCUUCACAAUUUAUCGUAUGAAUGUAAACGAACUCAGCUACUUAAUCGUAAGGAACAUUUACCACGAGUCAGAGAGAUUUGUUAUGACUUCGCUCUUUCCCACCUGUUUGGUAGAAGUGGUUCUUUGUCUGUUUCAUGUUCCGCCUCUGUUAGACUACUAUGGCAUGCCUUAUGAACUUCAGCUUUUGGUUUUCCUAAGAUUAUAUCUGAUGGCAAAGUACGUGAAAGAACACAACAUGUUUGUAGACAAUCGUGCCACAGCAUUGUUCGCAUCUGUGACACAAACGGAGAUCUCGUCCAUUUUCCUAAUAAAAGCCUACUUUUUGAAGUUUCCUUUCCAACUGAUAUUUACAUUUUACUCGCUCAACAUUUUCUUGGGUGGCUAUUGUGUCUACGUUAUCGACAGGGCUCACAAUACUUAUUUGGUAAGUAUGAAAACUUUUUUUCCACAAUUUUGCCAAGAUUUAAUUUUUUUACCCAAGCUAAAAACAUCGUAAGGUCCAAAUACAAACCAGUAUGUUUACUUAGAUGGCCAUUUGAGCCAUCUUGAGCGCUUUCUUGCUCUGACGAACCAAAAGCAGGUUUUUCAAUGAGUAAUUUGUCGAAAUUUGUUUACUUUUCGGAUAUGAAUUCCGGUGCCAAUGGUUUACAAAGUGUCGGCGUUAUUGUGCUCAAAGCCAGUGUAUUACUUUACUAGACAAACGUUUGUUUUGGUUAAAAAAUAAUGGUUUCAAUUUCAACCCUUUCACUCUGUCAUAUCCAAAAAUUUAAUUUGUCUUUUAUUGCGAUUGACCCCUUUCAAGAUGAGCGAACUAGUGUGAAAUUUUAGAGCUUUUCCUCUGUCUACUGUAAAUUCGUUACUUAAUAUUCUUCUAUAAUCUCGCACGUUCAAAAAUUACGUGUAUGUUUAUGGUGUAAAAUGUUUUAUCUGUUAAUCUUGAUGCACAUCUACCACAGCUGGGGCUGGAGUGAUUAAAAAUUGAAUAGCUCUUCAUCAAGCCAACCUCUAUUGUAAUUCUAAUCAGUUGUUUUUGUGCUAGUACGAGUUACUCUUUUCUUACACAAAGCACUGACAGCAAAUUAAACGACCCCACACUUCGCCAACAAGAGAAAAUAAAUUCAUUUUUUGAUCUGCUGUUCGUUCAGCUCUUAUCUGCUGUUAACACUCUAUUCAGCGCUAUCUUUUACGUCUCGCGGCGACCUCUCGCCUCCAAAUAUCACAAACAACAAAAUGGUGUUUAUUUCUUACUUCUGUUUGUCAAAGCAUAUUAAGAAAAAGAAAAUCACGUGCCGAAACGAUGUCGAACACGCUGUUGUAUAUUUGAAAAUAAAGCGGCGAUAACCACUGUUAAAAAACAACUUAAAUAGUGAUGAUGCAACUUCUAAAGAAGAAGUAAGCGGCGAUUCAAUCGUGACAUCCCAUCGAAAGCUUAGACUUCGUCACAGGACGCACGGAAGCUUCAAAGAAUUCGGGGAACGCCAGCUUCCCUCUUCUCCGAAGACAAACAUGUGCGACUCUGUAAUGUUCACGUGUUAUAUGUGAAUUCAGGAAAAUAACAUUUAGUAACUGUCCAUAGAGAACUGAAAAUGCUUACUUUGCACUUAAAAGGCUACCAAGUAUGUACAGCUAUCAACCCGUUCCUAAAACUAAGUAUUGAGAGAGUUUCCGUUUCGGCACGCAUGAACCACACCAAAAUCUCGUCAUCACCUGAUGUUUAUUCAAGUCGUAGUUCGUGCCAAAGAGUGACAAAAAAUAACGAUUGUUGGCUUUGCACACAGCGUUAAAAGUGUGCAAAACUCGGUGAAAAUAAGCUCGCAUUAAUGGUCGAAUAUACUCUUUUUGUGCGUUUGGGUCUGCAACUAGAACUCGAUAAUUGGUCGUGUAAGCCUGCAAAGGAACUUAAUUGGAGUACACAGGUUGGUGGUCAAGCAUGAAAAGCUGUUAAGCUUUACGGGAACAAUGACUGAGCUUGCUUUAAAAGCUUACAUUGUUUGGAUGACUUUUUGUGUAAAACAAUAGAACGCUGUAGGAAGUAAAGCGAUAAAGCAGCCCGUCCACAAGUAACUGUACGGACUAAUUUGCUCGCUGGGUUUGCAAAUAUGCAUGCAUAUGUGGCUCUGUAAAGUGUUAAAGAUCUCUCAAUUUUCAGAAAGGGGGAGUAAUAGGUAAGUAAGAGAAGACAAAUUAAAAUAUAAAAACACUCGCUAGAAAAGGUUCUACACACGAAAUCCCCUCCCCUUCCCCCCUCCAAAAAAAAAAAGAGGAAAAAAAAGAAAGAAAAAAGAAACACUCGCUAAGGAAGCUCCAAAACUUUCAUAAAACUUUCAAGCUGACAUUAGAAGAAUUUGACUCCCGAACACUUUCAUAAUAUACAAUCGAGAAAAAGUAGUAGGAUUGGUAGUUAACAAUAUCUUUCUACGAUAUCAUGGAACAGCAGGGAAUCUACCUCCAAUUGAUACCACACCUCCCUGUUAUUUUCGCUAACUCACAUGCAAAUUAUUCGCUCAAAUAUUCGGUGCACGGAACUCAUAAUCUUUUUUAAUUUUUGACAUUUCUAGACGAGUCUUAGUAAUUAAAAAACAAGUUCGGAAAACCAUGCCGCUAACUAGUUUCAAAACAAACGUGACUUGGCAUCUAAUGAAACUAAUUUUAACUAAUGAGGGUGGCCCCCUUUUGAACAGAACACUAUCAGAGGCCAAAUUGAAAUAACACCAAUAACACUUUUUUUGAGUUGCUGAAUAGAAUAACACCAAUUUGUUUAACGGCAAUGUUGGAACUUUCUUUGUCUAGAUUAAUGAUGAAUGCAGAAACACGGUUCUUUCUCCAUAGGUCGACGUAUUAUGUUUUCAGUCUAAAUAUAAUCAAGAUAUGCAAUCGUCGUCUGAAACCAAGGAUACAAGGCAGAAAAAAAUUCCAAAAUUCAUACAAUGUUAAUUGAACGUUGGUUCUCUCUCUUCUUUUAGGACUAAGGCUCUGCCCCUGGGCAGAAAUCGAUUGAAAUGACCUUGAAAACAAAAACAUCAGGCGUUUGAAACUAAUUGGAGCUUAUUUAUCGUAUUAAGUUAGUCUUAUUAGUAACCAUGAAACAAUCCAGUGCAUCACAUAAUCACACACACCUGGUGCAAUUAUUACCACAUGAUUCGACAAUCUUGAGCGGCGCCUGUAAUAUUUAAAAUAACACGAAUCAGAAACACAACAGUAGGUCUUUAAUAAAACCGAUUUACAUUUCUUCCUUAAUUAAGAUCUAUUAAAAACAAAACAAAACAAAACUCACAACUUAUGAAAACAAUUCCUUCAAAUUUAUCGGAUCUACAGUUGAUAAAAAAUAGAAUAGUUUCAUCCGUAUUCACCUGUGGAAGGGGAAUUUCUAUAAUAUACAAAGAAUCAACCCUUAUUUCAAGGGGAUAUUUUUGCUAUGCAGUCACAAAUAUUUACUUCUCAGCAUAAAUAUGAAAAAAAUAUUCUUAGCUACAUUGGUUAACCGUUCAGUUGAGUAAGAUUCCGGGAAUAAGCUAAUCUAAGUUUGAUCUGUAAUAUUUGUGAGUUCAUUGUCUAGCUGCACUUAACUUAUUUUGCUACACUGUUUCCUCCCCAUUCCCCCUCCCCCAUUGAUUCCUGACGCUUUCUUUGCCUUUCUCGCCACAAAAACUCUGUAUGAUUUAACAGGAAUCUUCUGGGACGCAGAUGCUGAUGCUUCAAUUAACUUAGAGGAAGUCAUUAUCAGAGUUGGUUGAUGGAGGAGGGGGGACCGGGGGGCAAAGAAAAUUCAGGCAAAACGAACGCUUUAACGCAUGUUAAAGGACAAUUGGAAAGUCUUAGCGAUAAUCUAGAAUAUUGUAUUUUUUUUCCUUUUUUAAUUUCAGGUUUAAUCUUGGUAUCAAACAAAUUCUCGAAUUGUAUUGCAUGUUCUUCAUUAUGUUUUAACCUCUUUUAAAAUAUUUGGCCAGGACACUGUCUGGAUGCUUGUGGUCACCAUGACAACGCUUGGGUUUGGUGAUGUGGUUCCCAAAGCUAUCUUAGCCCGCGCGUUUGUUGGUUUUGCGUCAGUGUUGGGAAUAUUCCUCAUGGCGUUAUUCAUAAGUGUCGUACACGAAUCACUUCAACUUAAACAACAGGAGAAAAGAAUACUAGCGACCAUGGAGAAUGCAGGUAAAUUAAUGCACUCUCAUUUUUAUCCCCCAUUUGUUUUGCAGUAUCAUUGUACCUGUCCAAUAUGUCACUUUUGUUCAGUUUUGAGAUUAGAAAGAAACCGGAUCCGAAUCGAGCUAACUCUAUCUUACUAAAACGGUUGAACUUUGUAUUAGUGUAAGCAAUUUAUUUGAAAUCUUCCUCUGUCAGAGUAAGCAGACCAUCGCACCGUAAUAAUUUAGAGUUCAACGUGUUGAUUAAGGCAGCGCUUUUUCGUCACCCAAGGCUAAAAAUAUCGGGGCGAAGUCACGCAAAAGUGAAACAGAUUAUGAGGCCCUUAGUUCAUCGCUGAAGGUGGAUCUCAAACUCUGUCUUCUCCACGCAUCGUUUAUUAUGAGCAUUUAUCUUUUUCAUAGAUCAUCAUUCGGGAAAAAAGAAUCUUGCAGCCACAUGCAUCCAGAACACAUGGAGACUACAUCGCUUUAUACAGGAGAACACAGAACCCCUCGUGAUGGGAGACUGGUUCAAAUCUGAAAAACUCAGAAUGUUUCAACACAAACUAGCGGAAAGCGUGCGGCGGUGGAGGAUCGCAAGGAAAAGCUGGUCACGAGGUAUGUAUGAUAGCUAAGGGGAGAGGGGAGGGAAGGGACUUCACUUGCCAAACGUAGACUAAAGUUAAGUUUCAAAUCAUACGCUAUACAGAUUGUGGAUAAGUCUCACAUCACUAUGUCCUCAAGAGAAUUCAAACAGAAACAUGUCUGCCGUCUCUAGGACAGAAAGAGACAUGCGGUUAACUAACGGUUUAACUGCUUCUAGGUCCGCUGCAGUUGGUGUGAUGACAGAAUAAGCAAAGAUAACAUACUACACAUGGCACAUUUUCGCUGUUGACCCACUGAGCACAAGAGGUGUUUCCAUUAUCACAGAGAAUUCGAUUCCUGGUGGUGGGGGGGGGGGGGUUGAACAUGACGCAGGAUUAUGCUAUCAGGAUAUUUCCAUUAAUUAUUGGUGAACCCUUUUUUUUUUUCAUCGCCAAUACAUAAACCUCAUAAUCUUAAUAGUGUACCCCACCGCAGAGAAACAUAAUAAAAAAUACUUAGGGCUAGCCAAGGGGCAUGAGUUAUCCUCUCUUGAAGGGAGUUUAAAGUGUGAUCAAGAAUACAUCUCGUCAGGAUGCAGUCUCAGGUCCAUAAAAGGUUCUAUAUCCUCGAAUAUUAUAAAUUUAGGGUUCAUAUGAGGCGGGUACCGUGACUCAGUAGCUUCUGCUUAAAGGGGUGUUUGCUAGCUGGAAUGAACGCCAAUAGAAUCCUGGCCAAGUGUCAGUUUCCUUCUUGUUACACGCGUGACUUGUAGGAGUCCAAUAAUCACUCCAUACUUUUUCUGUCAAACUAUUAACAGAUGAUUACUGGAAGAAGUUCUUCUUGGCUGACGACAUUGCCAUGUUGCUGACUGACGUGUCAAGAAGUAUCGGGAACGUUGAAAAUUUUCUCCAGAAGCAAAAUGUCGGACGACGCACCAGCAGAAACUCGUUGAAAAGCAUUGGAUCUCCGCCGACUAUCUUAGAAGUAAGUUAACAAACUUUUAGGACACAAAAGGCCAAACCUGCAUUUAUAUACACGCGCAUUUUAUUAUUGGCAAAAACGUGAUGACCAGGAAUAAGAAAUACUUACUACAUGGGGAUGUAGUGUUUUCUGAUAACCUUUGUUUUUGCGAUUUGCAGGGAGAACAAUCCGAUCAGCCAACCCUACGGGACAAAAACAGAAAAAUACAGGCAGUAUUUGUAGACUCGUGGCGGCCUUCACACACCGGGCAAACUAAAGAAUCCCCAGCCACGUCAAGACGCACAUACUCUGACACGAGCCACACCCAUCCGGGACAUCUCCAACACCUCUCAUUAACAUACAGUCAUGACAAUCAGACGUCACAUGCAAAACUGAACGAGCUUACUGAAAAUGGUCGGGUCACGCACCCUACUUUUCGGUCACGGUUAGAAAGUGAUCCAAUUGACAGAGGAGAUUUGCCUGCAGACGCUCUACAAGGAAAAGUAGAAUCGCUUGAGAAUUCACUCGAUCAAAUUUAUCGGAAAAUGAAGACCGAGCUUAGAGACGUUAGAGAGUCGAUAAGGAUGAUCAACAGAUAUUCAGCUGGGUCGAGUUCUAGUAUGAGCCCGUCACAGUCUACGAAAAACAAUAGUAUGUAUCCCUAUCGAUAUUCACGAACAACUGACCACGUCGACGUAUGACGGAACGGGGAAGAAAAUAAUAAUUUAGCAGAGAACAUUUCUCAAGUCACGUUCAGUUGCUGAUCUUAAAGAUCUCACAAAAAAUGCUUCAAAUUGGAACAAACCAAGCGGAAGGAAAAAACAGUAUGCAAAAGAAAAACACCAAAGUUGAUCACUCUUGUAGACGACUUUUACCGUGUUUGCUCUCUAUAACCGGACAUUUGUAAAAAAGAGGUCCUCGUGCGUCACACUGGCGUAUCACAGGUCUUACCCUCGUUCUUCAGUGGAGUUUUUUUUUUUCCGCUCACAUAUUUCAUAAUCUGAAAGACUCGAAAUAAAAAGCUUAAAAGAAACUUUGUAAAUCGAGAAAAGUUUACUUUCACCGCAGGAAAAAAAAAAUUGGACUCACAUUAUUAAUUUAAGAAUAGAUACUUGAGGGAGUUAAAUAGUUUAUAAUCUCCUCGUACGUUUGAUAAACUAGAAAAUCUCGUGCAGGCCAUGGGAUUUAAGAGAUUAAUCACGAUAGGAGAUUACGUAAAUUCUUCAAGAAUAUAUUAUGUAACUGGGAGGAGUCUCCAUGAUAAUUUCUGAGCUAAGAAGGAGAAGGAUGAGUAGACAGACUAAAUAGCAGAUUUGGAAGGCGCGCUAAGGCAGGUAUCAUAGAAGGGUGGAUGCCUCUUAAUGAAACACCCCUCAUUUCUACCUAAUCAGUGCAGAUCAUAAAGAAAAGGGACAAAAUAAUAAAAAUACUAAGAGCUUGAAAUAAUGAAGAAAUUAGCUUCUAGAGAAACUGUGGAGCCACCAUAGCGGUUGAAGCAAUGUUUAGUUGGUAACGGCAAAUUCUCGUUACUUAUCUUGAACAGCAGGAGUUUUCGUUAGUAGUAAAACAUUCCUAGUUCGCUGCAAAGGAGAGGAACACGCAUUUGACACUAUCUUGGAUAACAUUUUGACCAGCGACGGGAUGAAUUUCUUUGACGGUGGUUCAUCGCAACGUCGCCUGUUGGACUGAUCUUGUAACAACCCGAUGUUUUAAGAAUUGCAAGUUGUA